Schistocerca americana (American grasshopper) is the source of this 1955-nucleotide messenger RNA. RefSeq names its product wiskott-Aldrich syndrome protein family member 2-like. Bases 96 to 890 code for a protein of 264 amino acids. Lineage: Eukaryota; Metazoa; Arthropoda; Insecta; Orthoptera; Acrididae. The record is from RefSeq and is a predicted model, not a curated record. The transcript has 5 exons.
GACACGAUAACACUAUCGCCGUUUCCAGAAGCGGCGAGGGUUCCCACGAAGAAGGCAUACUAGAAGCGCAGUGCUGUUGAAGCGGUCACGCCACCAUGGCCAACGUCUUCUACUUGCUGAGCCUACUGGCGUCGCUGAGCGUUUGGCAGUCUGCUGCGGAUGACCAGUGCGACUCGGUGGAGUGCCUGCCCGUCGCUGGACCGCUGUGUGCGCUGAACGAGGAGACCGGAAACAUGGCGCUGUUCGCCGACGAGUGCGUUCUGCGAUGUAUCAACUGCAGGAUGACUACAGAUUUCAAGAAGGUGAACAGUUCUCUCUGUGGCACUGGAACAACGUACAUAACUGUUUGUCCAGACUUUGCCCACAACCACGGCAAUGAAGAUACAAAGGCAGAGGAUCCCGAAGAUGGAGUCGCUGUGAUACGGAUAGACCUCGGACAAGGAGACGGUGAUGUUUACAACGAGGUCCCGCCUGUCUUCGGGGAGUCUCUUCCGGUCCCACUGCCUCUGCUGUCCAUGGGGAGCGACCUGCUGCGCCGCCUUGUGAUGUCUGGCCCGCCGGAGCCGCCCCCUCCACCGCCGGAGGGCCUCACGCUCAUCGCAGCGGACGUCAAGGUGGACGUGACCAUCAACAUGCACGGCCCGCCUCCGCCGCCACCGCCGCCGCCCCCGGCAACACGCCUCGUCCUCCCGCCCCCACUGGCGCUGCCCCGCAUGCCGCUGCUGGCGCCGCCACCCCCGCCUCCGCCGCAGCGGCAGGUUCUUGACCAGCGCUACCAGCCCCAGGAGUCGGACGUCAGCUCCGCGGCGCCGCAGACAGCUCGGCCCUCCACUAUAGCCACUGCCGUCGCCGCUCUCGCCGCUAUGGUUGUGGCCGCGCGCCAUGUCUAGGCGUGACCUACUCUGUGAGGAACGGCCCGAACCGUCCACAAUUUGGGAUACAAGUCGGAUGCUCCUUAGGUGUAGGAUUCUCCCAAUUUCUAACAUCACUGUUGUAUAUGCAAGUCCUGACUGACUCAGAACUGUUACUUACCUUAACCAAACGUGUUAAUUUCCGAUAAUAUGAAAAAAAUACAGGAGAUUAGUAAACGUAACUAGAAUAGACAGCUACUUUUAUGACUGCUGGAUGAUUUACAGCUUCUAGGUAUUACUAAAAAAUAAUUUUUUUGGUACAAUAGUUCUAUGUCACUAUAUUAAAACUGUUAGUUUCCGUCAAAUGACAAAACAUCCUGAAGCAUUAAAGACUUUAAUUACAGUACAUGUCUCCUAUCAUGAUCAUUUGUAUCUAGAUCAAUGAACUGCAUCUGCUUUAUGAAAUACAGGAAAGUACCCAAUUUAUUCAAACGGUUGUAUGUUAACAGGACAUAUCACAGAAUUAGUAUGUGCUUUUUCCUGUAAACGUAUUGCCUUAUGUAUAAAUUGGGUACCUUCCUACAUUUUUUGAUCUAGAUAUAAAUGAUCAUGAUGUAGUUCCUGUUAUUAACGUACUUUUUUGUACCCGAGUGUAGCCUGUUAUUUGAGUUAGAAUGGUAGAUUUAAUAAACCGAUUUAUAGCUAUUGUGCCCAAUCUAAAUUUUCUGACUCUUUGACCCCAUAAAUUUAAUUUUUCCAAUAUUUUUCGGAGUAUAGAUCCAUCGAGAACACCAAAAUGCAGUCGUAACAUAUUUCGGUAACUCAAAACUUGCUUUGUAUUCAGCGAAUCGACAUAUCCCAACAGACACGGACAAAUCACGAUAAUAACUCAGAUUGCGUAACAAAGUUUUUGUGCUAUUUGUCACCCAUGCAUUUCCAUUCAUCAGCUUUUAAAAAUAUUUUGUUCGAAUUUCUGCAAGAGGAAAAUAGGCAAGUGUAGCUGCAACUGAACAUUCUCAGUGCUGUGUCAUUAUUCUCCAACGAUUAUAAAGAUUACUAAUUGCCAGUAAAAUUAGGAAUAAAUAAAUCAAAAAUGAUAAUGUA